AUGGCUCCUGGUAUCAUUUCCCCCGUGCCGGGUACUCCCCUCUCCCCCCUCUAUAACAACGGCUUCGGCUCGCGUCAGGUCUCCAGCGCUUCUGCUAUGUUCGAGAGUGACAGUCUUUCCCAGAAUGGCAUGUCUCGCUCGGUGCGCCGGGAGUCUGGAGUCCCACGCAAGCUUGUUGGCGCUGGCAACUCUCAGAUCAGCAGCGUUGUGAACAGCUGGUAUGCGCGCAGUGGCAAUGAGCUCGGUGCUAGUGCCUUCUCUCGUUUGAGCCACAACCACACUCACCUUUCCAUCAUCGAAUGGAUUCGCCAGCAGCGCAUGAGCCACCUGCCCGCUGAGGGUAGCAGCUACGAUAAGGUGCUGGGUUGGGCGCAGCUGUUCGUCGAGCGUCUGCACUCCUUCGAGCUCAACAUCCACCACUUUGCUGGCGACAGCCAUCUUGCUACCCAGCUGUCUUAUGGCUUCUGUGAUCUGCUCCUCCAGCUCGGAAAGGAGAAUGCCAAGGCUCUCAUGCUCUCCUUCGGCUUCUUCUACAGCACCUCUUCCGUGCUGGUCAACCUGAUGGAGCGCACUGAGCUGUUCGAUGUCUCCCAGGAGAUCAAGGAGCAGCUCAUUCUUGCUCUGUCUGACUUGGUUAACCUGGUUGCGAGUGUCUCUAUCUAUUUCCACCAGUCCAUCAACGACCAGACCACCGAAUCUGUCUCCGUCGAUAUCUACCACACCUUCCCCAACCAGAUUGGGUCUUUCCGUGAGCGUUGCGAGAAGAUUGCCGAGUCCAUGUGGCGCCACCAGCUUGUCAGGGAAGGCGUUGAGACCGAUAAGGUUUCCGUUCUCAAGGCUGUCAAGUCCUGGCUCGCACCUGAGGACCGUGUCCUCAGCCACUUGGCCGAGAACACCUCCCACCUUGCCCAUGAGCGUGAAGAGAACACCUGCCUCUGGAUGGCUCCCCACCUGACUCGCUUCCUUAAGAGUGACAAGUCUUCCCUGUCAUUCACUGGCAAGCCUGGCUCUGGAAAGACCGUCCUGGCCUCAGUCAUCGUCGACCGUCUUCAGGACCCCAUUGGUGGUGUCACCUAUAAGACUCUCUUCGUUCCCAUCAACGCCCGCAUCCCAGCCUCCACCCAGCCCGUUGCCGUCGCGAAGACCAUUCUGUCCCAACUGUUCGAGAAGCGUAUUGGAAAUGUUCAGCUGCUGCAAAUUCUGGGUGACGCUUAUGAGCGUAGCCGCAAGACCACCUCUGCCGAGGACUACGAGGCUAUUCUGUGGAACGCCCUGGAGCGUGCUCUAGCUGCCGCCCUCCGCAAUGCUAAGGAGUUGGUCAUCAUCGUUGAUGGCCUCGAUGAGGCUGCUUUCGGCGAGAGCGCUUUGCUGAAGAAGCUGACCACUGCUUCUGCCAAUGGUACCAACGUGAGGCUGGUUACUCUGGGCUCUGAGAAGCCUCCUGCUUCCGACAACGUCCUCCAUGUCCCGAUCGUCGAUGAGCGCAUCGCCGACGAUAUCUCUAUUGUGGUGCGCAGCAACUUGGAGCACAGCAAGGUCUUCCAACAGAUGCCUGAGAUGGACCAGGAGACCGUGAUUGAUAAGAUCUCCGAGGCUUCCAAGGGCUCUUUCUUGUGGGCUAAGCUUUGCUCCAAGCGUGCCCAGCACGAGUCUUCUCCCGAGAACCUGACCAAGGCCGUUGAUACUGUCAUCAGCAGCAAGAUCACCGUCACUGACUUUGUGAUUCACUCGCUGUCAAACACCGAUGUCACCGAGGAUGCUAAGCACAUGCUGCUGUGGCUCGCUACGGCCGACCGUCCUCUGUCGCCCCGUGAGCUCGUCGCUUUGAGCCAGGUUCAGCCCGAGAAGCUCACUGUGACCGACCGCAAGGUCGAGCCGAUGAAGAUUCUCCAGCCCUUGAGCUCUCUUAUCUUCCUCCAGGACGGUCAGCUGUAUCUGCGUCACGGCUUGAUUCGCUCUGCUGUCUUGGAUAUCUUCUCCAAGGGGAAGCUGAUUCCUACCAUCAAGGAUCACCACGCCGACUUUGUCACUCGUCUUUUGGUCUACGUCAAGUUUGCUGUUCCCGAGCAACACGAGCCUUCGCUCACUCCUCUGGAUCGCCAGGACAUCAACCUCUUGACGCACCGCUACCCUCUUCUGGACUUUGCCGUGCGCUACUGGCCCCGUCACCUUACCCAGACCACCACCUACACCACCGGAGGUGAUGUUCCCACGGCUAAGGAGUACAGCAAGGUCUUCCCCACUAGUAUCACUGUGCUUCUCCUUCAGAACACUCUGUGGCACUCCAUCUCGACCCCGACCCUGCUCACCUACCAGACCACUGUCACCAACCUGCUCCGUAACAUUUUGACCACGAACAGCCCGGUGACUCUGCAGUCCAUCAUCACUCUGGCUUUCUUCAACCGUGAUAUUAGCCGUCUUCCUGAGGCCGUCACUCUGUUCUACGAGCUCACAACCAUCAGUAACACUCUGCUGACCGCCAAGCACCUCAUUACUAUGAAGAUUGCUGCUCUUUUCAUUGAGCUGACCACCGAGAGUGUGACCACCUCGAGGACCGACAUCAUGAUCAAGCGUGAGGAGAUCCUCAAGAUCGUCCUAGAGAGCUACAAGGUUCACUACGGUCAGACUUCUGAGCGUGUGACCAGCACCCUGAACACCCUGAUCGAGCACUAUCGUUUGACCAAGGAGGAGCAGAAGCUGCAAGAGAUCACCAUUUCUCUGAAGGCUCUCACUACCGUCGAUACUGGAUACGAGAAUGAUACUCGUGGUGAUCUCCAUGUGCACCUGAAGGGCCACAAGCGCCAGGAUAGCGAUUUCGGAAUCCGCUUUGUUCUGGAUGCCGAGGAGGAUGAGCGUGAGUCGGACUCCUUCGACUACCAGGCUCUUGUGCAGCUUGCCCAGAAGUACACUGCUGAGGGCAAGAUUGCCCAGGCUGAGCGUGUGUACGUUGAGAUCUGGCAGCGUGCCAGCAAGGAGUCUCGCAUCCAAUACUCCACCUACUGGGAGGAAAUCAAGCUCCAGGCCGUUACUGUGUACUCCGAGUUCCUGCGCACCCAGAAGCGUGAGACUGAGUCCUCUUCCAUCCUGUCCAGCGUCUGGGAGGAGUACCGUCACACCAGCCUUGCUCUGUCCGAGUCUACCACCAAGCACUUCCACCAGAUUGCUAAGGUCAUGACUGCUGUCGGUCUGUCGACCGCUGCCCUGUCUAUCUUCAAGCAGUGUGCCCACUACUACCAGAGCACCAACAGCACCAAGUCUUCCUCCUACUCUGAGAUCCAGGAGAGCAUCAAGUCGACCCACCAGCAAGUGAUUAAGCAGGCUAGCUCGUCGUCCUCGGUCACCUCCGAGUCUACUCUGGAGGAGAUUGUGUACGAGGCUUCCUCGUCCAUUUCCAAGAUUGACGAGAGCUCCUUCACUGCUACCAGCACCCUGGUUGAGCUGUACGUUGCUCAGCACCGCUGGAAGGAUGCCACUCGCGUUGUCAAGAAGGUCCUCCAGGGCCUGUGGCCUUCGCUGUUUGCUCCCUCUAUCCAGGAUGUGACUCUGCCCUCCAAGCACGUCGAGAAGUGUGUCGACCUUGCCGAGCGCCUCAGCCAGUGCUACCACUUCCGCCGUCGCUUCCCUCGUGAGGAGAACACUCGCAUUCGCGUCUACCGUGCUGUUCGUGCCGGUCGCCCUGUCGAUGACAAGCUGCGUGAGCGCAUCACAAUGGAGCUGAUCCGCUUCUACGAGAUCUCUAAGCAGCCUGACAAUGUCAUCAGCAUCUGGCAGGAGAUCCUUGAUGACCAGAUCAAGCACUAUGGCCCCGAGAACCCCAUUGUUAUCAAGACUCUGUGGACUUUGGCUCAGAAGACUCAUCCUCGCCCUAUCUCUGUCGAGUACUACCAGCGCAUCAUCAAGGCUCUCAACAAGGAUUCUCCGGUUUGCCAGCCUGAUGCUAUUGAGCCUCUUAUCAUUGUUGCCACUGAGCUUUGGACCCAGAGCCGCUACUCCGAUGCUGUGCACUACUUCGCUCUGCUGUUCACUACUUUCCUGAACCAGCCCAAGUCUCCUCGCUUCCAGGAUACCAAGUUUGUCCAGGAGAUCUUCGACCGUUACACUCACGUGCUGCGCACUGUCCGCACUGACUACUCUGUGAUUCACAAGGUCACCGUGGACUUCCAGACGAAGGUCAAGAUUGUGUUCGGUGCUACUGCUACCAUCACUAUUCAGGCCACUUUGACUCUCGCCAAGGUCUGCCAGGAGUCCAAGCGUUACGAGACUGACGCCAUCGCUCUGUACGAGGAGUUGCUGAAGACCAAGACCACGGAGAUUGAUCUUGAGGAGAUCUCUGCCACUCUUGAUGGCAUCUACGAGGAGCAGACCAGCGUCGCCCUUUCCAAGUCCGAGUCGGUUUCGGCCAGCCAGGUUGAGCGUGCCUCCAAGGUUCUGCGCAAGCGCAUUACCACUAUGCGUAAGGAGACAGGCUGGGCUUCCGAGGAGUCUAUCUCCGAGCUGAAGAAGAUUGUUUCUUUCCACUCCAAGCACAGCGAGAGCUCUGCUGUCACCAAGGAGCUGAAGGAAUCCACCAUCAACGUCCUCACCCAGGAGACUUCCUCCACUCGUCUUGUCUCUGCUGCUAUCGCUAUCGCUUCUAGCUAUAUUGAGACCAACCAGUCUUCCAAGGCGACUGAGAUGUCGGAGGAGCUGUACCGCCAGGUUGUCAUGAAGGACACCUCUAACACCAAGAACUCCCAGUUUGACGUUUCCAAGCAGGGCCGCCAGAGCCUCGUCUUCCUGGCCCAGCUUGAGCACAGCCUGCGCCGGACUACAUCCUCCAUCACCGAGAUCCUGGCCGCGCUGACCACCGAGUAUGUGUACUUUGAGGAGUUCCGCAGCCUGACCACCUCCAAGACUGCCUCCUUCCACACCGUCUCUGUCUCUGCCUCGCGUCUGUAUCAGUUCUUGAUCCGCAGCAACCGCUCCACCGCUGCCAACGUCGUCUUUGGCGACUUCGUCACUUACUUCAUUGGUACUGAGGGCAAGCGAACCAAGUUGACCGAUGCUGCUCAGGUCAAGAUCUUCCUCUUGACCAUCGUCGACCACUUCCAUACCCACACCUCUUCUAACUUCAUUCGCUCGGUCGGUAUCGCCAGCAACACUCGUGUUCUGGAGCUCCUUCAAGCCCAGCGUUAUGAAGAGGCUUCCAACCUGGCCCUGGCUGCAUUCCAGUACAUCUCGGCCCACGACUCUUUCCGAACUCCUUCAGUUGUCAAGUUCGUGUUCACCCUCGGUGUCUUCAUCACUGGCCGUACCAGCCAGCCUCAGCCCGGCCAGACCACUCAGAAGAAGCUGUCCGGCGUCUCUGCCAUCAUCAUCCAGGAGGUUCUCCGUGUCAUCAGUGACCUGAAAAUCAACCUGGCCCAGAUCGGCCUGGACUACCUCAACAUCCUCAUCGGUCUGCUCGGCGAGCAGAAGGACUACAAGAACCUUGUCUGGCUGCUGUCCGGUCUCUGGGCCAGCCGCAACCAGCAAAACUGGUCCUCCAGCAUCACCUUGGGUCUGGCCCGCCGCUACAUUCUGGCCCGCUACUUGUCCGGUGACGCUCUCAAGGCUGCCCGUCUCGCCGAGGACGUCGUCUACAACUGUCGCCGUGUCAACGGUGCUCACCACAACAGCACCUUGGAGAUCUCUACUCUCCUUUCCCAGCUGUACACUGGCAUUGCUCAGCAGUACCUGGAGCGCAAGGGUGGUCAGCAUAUGGCUGGUAAGUACUAUAAGAAGAGCGCCGGUGUUCACGAGAACCUCCUCCGCAUUCUCAUCGACCCCUCCUUCGCUGAGUUUGAGGGUGGCCUUGACGGCUCUAUGAGCAUGGAUGGCUCCGCCUACGAGCUGGACAUCAGCGACUCUGGCAGCGGAGUUACUCUCUCCGAGGGCGAGCACGCCCGCCAGCACCUGCAGCUCCUCAAGCUGUCCGUCCAGCGCCUGGGUGACUGGCCCAAGGACUACGCCGAGUACGAGAGCCUUAACGCCGAAGUCUUCAACCAGUUCAAAACCGAGCUGGCUGGCGUCGAGGGCGUUGAGAAGUGGGACCUCAAGAAGUUUGGUGGUGGCAAGGCCGCGGGUAGUGAGGACACCCUCCAGACCGAGAUUAAGUUCUGGGAGUUGGAUCUCGGACAGAACAACGGCGAGAUCGAAGAGGAACUGUAA
Messenger RNA from Penicillium cosmopolitanum, 6189 nucleotides. Its product is annotated as NACHT domain protein. NCBI's taxonomy places the organism in Eukaryota, Fungi, Ascomycota, Eurotiomycetes, Eurotiales, Aspergillaceae. The coding region runs from base 1 to 6189 and encodes 2062 amino acids. The transcript has 4 exons. The record is from RefSeq and is a predicted model, not a curated record.